This is a messenger RNA of Sturnus vulgaris (Common starling), 3157 nucleotides long. RefSeq names its product plakophilin 2 (gene PKP2). Gene Ontology annotation, biological process: protein localization to plasma membrane; desmosome organization; cell-cell adhesion. The record is from RefSeq and is a predicted model, not a curated record. Gene Ontology annotation, molecular function: protein binding. Gene Ontology annotation, cellular component: cytoplasm; adherens junction; nucleus. NCBI's taxonomy places the organism in Eukaryota, Metazoa, Chordata, Aves, Passeriformes, Sturnidae.
GAGCCGAGCUCAGCCUGGCUGUGUCCAUGGCCGGCCGCGGGCCCGAGCAGGGCUACAUCCGCACCGUGCUGGGCCAGCAGAUCCUGGGCGAGCUGGACAGCUCCAGUCUGGCGCUACCCUCCGAGGACCGGCUCAAGCUCUCGGGAGAUCGCGCCGGGGAGGAGAAGGCGCUGCGCAUCCACCGGCAGGUCCAGCAGACCCUGGCCAGGAAGAGCCGGGGCUCACUGUACAAUGGCAGCCUGCACCGUGCAUCCAGUGUACCAGAGCGUGUCUAUAACAUGGGGAUCACUGAGAAUGAUUUUGCACCAAGGUCUCCCUACAGUUUCUCAUAUUACCAGGCAAACCAGGUUGCCUCCCCAUCCUCUUACACAAAUGGCUGGGGGACAAGGAUUGCUUACAGGACGAUGGAAGAGAGAGCUCAAAGACAGCCUCUGAAAAGACUGGAGGUUUCACCCCAACGAAAUCCAGAAAGAUUGGCGUACAUAUCCAACGAUUUUCACUAUGGCGGAGGGAUUUCAGCUGGCUUUUCCAUGAGGCACGGAGAUUGCCUGAGAUCCAGUGGGACUGUGCCGCCAAGAUACGCUCGCUCCGAGAUUGUUGGUUACAGCCUUCGCGACUCCAUGCACAGGGGACACUCCUUCAAGAGGCAGUCCGGCGUGGGGAGUGUCAGCGAUGCUGUCUUUGAUGGUGCCUACCCCAGUCCCUCUGUCCCUCUGUCCCACCAGCCUCGCAACAGCCGCAGCAUGACCAACCUUCUGGAGAAGGAAAACUACCUGGCCUCAGAGAGCGCCAUGGGACAAGUGAGGUCCCCGACUGCGUCCUAUUUGUCUCAGAACAGGCAAUCUGUGAGGUCCAGCUUCUACCAAACUGCCUUCAGAAACACACAGAGCAGGAGGGAAGUUUCCCAGCCAGCUUCCAUAGCCAGUGUCACUGCAGAAACGGAUGGGAAGAGGAUGCCAGUGACAGCUGCUAUGGCUGCAGCAGGGAGAAAUAGUUUCCUGCAGAGCGAGCAGGUGACCCUCAAUGGCUCUCAGCUCGGGAGCCCAGAAGUGGAGAUGACACUGGAACGUGCAGUGAACAUACUGAAGAGUGAAAAUACUCAGUCCACCCCCAGGAUCCUUGCUGCAGUGACUUUCAUACAGCAUGAGUGCUUCCAAAAAGCAGAUGCCAGGAGAAAAGUUUUCUCACUUGGUGGUAUCCCUAGACUUUUACAGCUCCUUGAGGUUCAGAAUGAAGACAUUCAGCGGGCAGCGUGUGGUGCUCUGAGAAACUUGGUGUUUGAGGACAAUGACAACAAACUGGAAGUGUCAGAGCAGAAAGGGAUCCCAGUCCUGCUCUGCCUGCUGCGGCACACCAGGGAGAUAGAGACUAAGAAGCAAAUCACAGGUUUGUUGUGGAAUCUAUCCUCCAAUGACCAGCUGAAGCACCUGUUGGUUAGAGAAGCCCUGCAGACCCUGACUGAAGCUGUCCUCAUCCCCUAUUCAGGCUGGCCAGACAGAGAUUACCCAAAAUCAAGUGUUCUACCCGACCCUGAUAUCUUCUACAAUGCCACAGGAUGCCUGAGAAACAUGAGCUCUGCUGGCCCAGAAGGAAGGAAGAUGAUGAGAGAAUGUGAGGGCUUGAUUGAUUCUCUUGUGUAUUAUAUCCAAGGAGCUAUUGCAGACCAUGAGCCCAAUGACAAGGCCACAGAAAACUGUGUAUGCAUUCUUCACAAUCUUUCUUACCAGCUAGAGAUAGAGCUCCCUGAGAGCUAUGCCCAGAGCAUAUAUAUGCAAAGAAGAAAUAUUUCUAACAAUGAUAAAACACCAGGCUGUUUUGGAACACGGAGCAGAAAAGUGAAAGAGAAGCAGCAGGACACCCCGCUACCUGAGGAAAAGAGCAAUCCUAAAGGUGUUGAAUCACUCUGGCAUUCUACACUGAUUAGGAUAUACCUCUCCUUAAUAGCAAAGAGUACCAGAAACUACACCCAGGAAGCAUCCCUGGGAGCUCUGCAGAACCUCACAGCUGGCACUGGACCAAUGCCAUUCGCAGUGGCCCGGACUGUUGUUCAGAAGGCAAAUGGCCUCCCAAGCAUCCGAGCUAUGCUGCACGUCAGCCACCCCGCAGUGAAGAAAACAGCGGUCUCACUGCUCAGGAACCUGUCUCGAAACACCUCCCUGAAAAAUGACAUAGCCAGAGAAGUUCUGCCUGAUUUGGUGUCGAUCCUGCCCGAGUGUGUGCCAGGGUGUGACGUUGCCUGUGAAACCACGGCGUCCAUCUGCUACACCCUGUUCAACCUGACUCAGAGCAGCUCACACAACACCCGGCUGCUCCUCAGUGCCCACGGCCUGCCCAAGGUCAUUGCCAUCAGCAUGAAUGACAGCAUUAUGUUCAGCAAAGCCAGCAGGGCUGCUUCAGUCCUCCUCUACUCCCUGUGGUCACACACGGAUCUCCACAGUGCUUACAAAAAGGCUGACUUUAAGAAGGCGGAUUUCAUCAACAGCCGGACUGCAAAAGCCUAUAACUCACUAAAGGAUUGAAUCAGAGCACAACGCCAUGGAAGACAGAUCAUACAGCAGCUGAUGUAACCAUCUCCUCGCAGUUGCUGUCUCCAUCAUGAACCACAAAGUAUCUCAGAAAAAAAAGGGUUUUCUUUAAAGACUUAAGUGAUUUUCUAUAAAGACUUAAGUGGCCAGAGAGUAGCUUUUUUGAGUUUUUAAUCCUAAUCACCUUGUUGUCACUGUAUAUAUCAAUACAAGAAUAACCAAAGAUGGAUUCUCCAGGAUGUCUGAGGUGAAGUUUCAUCCAGGUUUACCACUAGUCAGAGCUCCAGGUGACUGACUUUGUUCUAUACAGAGGAGUUUGAAACACUGGUUGGCAGCAAAUUUUUUUCAGACUGUUUUAUAUCUAAAGUUUUCUACAGUGGAUAAACAAGUGCACUGCUCAGAAUUUAGUCAUUUUUCACUCUUGUUUCUUCACACAGCUAAAUAAGAAUCUCCAGACUCUAUGAGUAUGCACAAGAAGCUCUUUCACUACUUACAUUAUAAACGCACCAAUGAAGUUAAAAUUAAUAUUUUUGUAUUGUUUGUUUUCAUGGGCUCACUGGUUCUUAAGCCUCUUCCCUUUGAGAUUUCAUCAGCAAAUGCAGCAAAAUUGAUUUUACAUAGAUCUUAUCAUC